This is a messenger RNA of Zea mays, 3969 nucleotides long. RefSeq lists its product as uncharacterized. Gene Ontology annotation, biological process: regulation of transcription by RNA polymerase II. Gene Ontology annotation, molecular function: transcription coactivator activity. The record is from RefSeq and is a predicted model, not a curated record. The coding region runs from base 1474 to 2610 and encodes 378 amino acids. Gene Ontology annotation, cellular component: SAGA complex. The transcript has 3 exons. Lineage: Eukaryota; Viridiplantae; Streptophyta; Magnoliopsida; Poales; Poaceae.
GCGCACGGUUUACGGGGCGGCAUUGGGGUCCCGACGGCCGACCCCACCCAACCCAAUGGUGCUCGUCUCGCGCUGCUCCUGCGGGCAGUCAGCUGCACCCUUCGCCGCCGUCCGCCUCGCCGGCGAGUUUGAGAUUUACACGAAACCGUAGCCCCCUGCCGGAAUUCGUGUUGGCGCGGGUCGGAUCAGGGGAGCCCGGGUGCACCCCGAACAGUGGAAUCAGUUUUGAAUUGCUCAUGGUUGCCGUGCUCAUGUUUGUUUGUUACGCAUUUGGGAAUUUGGGUUCUCUGUUUUGUUUUGUUUUGUUUUUUUCCCUCCCACAUCCGACUGAAUUUCAUGUUGGGAAAUGGACCGACCUCGUUCUGGUGAUCGGGGACAAAUCCUACCUUGGCUCGUCGGAAUUUAGAAUCAGGGGAGCUCCGUGCUUGGGGGUGCGUUGCCUUUUGUUGCUUGUGGUUCGAAUCCUGCUACUGUGGGCUGUAGCUUACUAUGAUCUCGCCUCUGACUGUGCGGUCCCACGACUUUGGGAUCUCUGCACACGUUGGCUUCGUAGGUUCUCAUUAGAUUCUCGAUUUUAGAAUGUGGAAGGAAGCUCCAGCCUCUGCCCACAUUAGCUCAAUGCUGGGACACUGAUGAAAGCAAAUACUAUGGAAUUUCACCCCGCAUUAAGCCUAUGACUAAACCUCCAACAUUGUUAGUGCAUUCCCUUGUGUUGGUGGCGUGGUGGCUUUGGAAGCACUGUAAUGAGUUUGUGUUUGAAAGGGCUUCUCCAAGCUUCGACCGGAUCAUCCAAAACAUCAAGGUUGAUGCUCACCUGUGGUGCAUGGCUGGCGCUGCGAGCCCUUUGGCCUUAGUCUCGGUUGAACUAGGGAGUUUUGUCCUUAGCUAAUAGCUAUUGUUUUUCCAUGUUUUUGGCCACCGUAAGGUGUGCAUAUCUUGUUCUGAUCUUUUUGAGACUUACGUGGUCUUUCUUCUUCUUAAUAUAAUGAUGUGUAGUUGUCUUGCGCGGUCGAUAAAAAAAUGAUGACAACCUCCAAUUCAUGCAUUUACUUGUCUUCUUGUGUAUCUUUAUUCGCUCUCUGUAGAUUUAAUGUUCGUGUUUGUUAGGCUUUUUUGCUUGAAAGUGAGGUCCUAAAGUUUCAUUUUUCAUAUGAAGCUUAAUCUUUUAAUUGAUUAGCAAGGUUUUUGGACUUAAUCCAGUUUUAGUACUGUUCCAUUGGCUCUUAAUUAAUCGAACUUGGACCAAGCAGCAUUUUCUGCUCAUCUUUUUUUUAUUUGACAAGGUCUGUCCUGUCUUUUUUAUUUGUCUUACACAUUUCUAACAUAUUUUGUUAUCAAUUGCAGUUAGUUCUCCCGUUGGUUGAUUUGUGUACUGGGGCAUAUUGGAUUGGAGGAGCCAGAAAACUUGAAAACCCAGAGAAUUACUUUGAACUUAUAUUUAUGUCCUGAUUUAUGGAAUCCCAUUUCUAAGAGAUGCCAUCAUCGAUACCACCACCGCCACAAAAUUUUCUCCCACUGCCAUCACCAGGGGUUGGGCAGAGCACUCGUAUUAACCUUGGGGAAAUCAAGCUAAAACUAGUUAAGAGGAUUGGUCUAGAGCGAGCAAAGAGGUACUUUGAGCACCUGCAGAGGUUUUUGUCUUUGAAGCUGAGCAAGAGUCUAUUUGACAAGUUCUGCCUCACAAUACUUGGUGAUGAUAACAUUCAGCUUCAUAACCACCUCGUUUGCUCAAUUCUCCACAAUGCUUGCCAAGCAAGUGGGCCAUCGACAGUCAGUACACCUAAAUCAAUUGGAGUUGCCAAGAAUUCAAAUCAUGUCUUAAGUCCUACAGUCCCUUUCUCUGACAUUGGUGAUGUUCUGCAUCAUCAUGUCAAGGACCACUAUCCACGAAGCAGAAAUGCACAUGUCGUCCAGGAGAAUGGUGUUGUGCGUUUGUCCAAACUGAAGAGAUUUCCGCAGCCUCACAGUGAACUUGUGGAACUACUGUCCAAACGAUCACGUGUGGAGAAUGCAUAUUCAAAUUUAUCAGACCCCAUAAAUAGCAACUGUCCUGGUGUCUCUGGUAGAGAAUAUGUGGAAGCUGUUGCACAGCAUGCUCGAGGUCCAAUAAUUGCCCCACUAGGGGUUGCCUUCUGUUCUGGUCAUUUCGGUGGGAAUUCAAAAACCUUGACACUUCCCUCUGGUGCUAGCAGUGAUGACUCUAUUUGUUGUUAUGACCUUGGUCAGCUGUGUGAUACUUCAUCACUGAGACAGCGUAUGGGGAGAAUAGCAGAAACAGAAGGGUUGGAUGCUGUGUCAUUAGAAUGUGCUAAUUCAUUGAAUAAUGGAGUUGAUUUUUACUUGAAAUACCUUAUUGGAUCAUGUAUUGAGCUAGUAAGAGCAAGAUCUCAGCAUGAUCGAAUAAAUCAUAUGGCACUAAAACAACAGUUAAGUCAAAAGCUAAUAAAUGGUGUGCAGCUCCAAAAUCAGGUGCAUGGUCAAAGUGCCACUACAUGUCCGCAAAUCAGCUCGGUUUCAUUGCAAGACUUCAAGGCUCUAUCAGAGACAAUUCCUCAGCUGCUUGGAGUCAAUGCAUCACUGGUACUUGAAAAAAUAAAUUCAUAUAACUAAUCAAUUCGGAUGCAAAUGGAUCAAUGCUUCCGCAGAGUUUAAUCUUUGCCUAUCAGACAAUAGAAUUGAAAGCUCAAAAUUGUAUCUUUGUCACAUGCACCAUCAGGCAAUGGUAUGUGGAUGUUUGCAUAACUCAAACAUGCAUCGAGCUGAGGUUCUAGUACCAAAUGCGACAAUGAUGAAGUGUUGAGCCUCGCUAGCUAGCAUACUUCACAAAUUUGAUGUUCACAUCCAAGUCCUGACUUGGUUCUGCACAUAUAUGCAGCUGAAGUGUUUCUUCCUGUUUCAUCUCUAUUGCCUUGCGAAGUCCAAGCCUGCCUCCAUACACUUAUUGCAGCUGAGGUGUUGCUUCUUGUAUAAUCUCUGCUACUCAAAGGAUGUUUUGACAUUCUUAGUCUCAUAUGUGGCAGACACCAAAUCUUCUCAGCUUGGUGUCUCUCUUAUGUUGCAUGGUUUAUAUAUGUUCAUAAUUUAUUAGGCAAUGGAAGAUGCUGAUGAACAUUGUUCAAUAUCCUGUUCUGGUGAAAUCCACAGCUCACUAUCAAGACUGCUCCAUCAAAAUAAGUUCAGAUCUCAUAACUUCUAGAGAAUGUUGAUUAUACAAAGACAUCAAUUUGUCAUUAUGUGCACCAGUGAGGAGUCAAGUCAAGGCUGUACACAGAAACAUGGUGAUGCUAGGUGCAAAACAGAUUUAGAACAGGACUUCCAAUACAAAAAGAAGUUGAUCUUUCCAUCUAAGAGAGAAGGCAAACAACUGUGGAAAAUUGACCGCAAAGCACAAAAGGAGGAUGGAUAGGAAGGAAAUGGCAUGGUUCAAAGUAUUCUGCCAAGGAAGAGGCAUACCUGUGCUGACCUCCGAGCUGUUCACACGGACUCCAAAAGCCGAUCAAUCUCUGCGAUCCAUGGUCACCAAUGGAAUAUAGAAGGAAGGGGAAUGCUUGCAUUGAUGUGCCCCACUUUCUAUGGCCUGCCUCCUUCACCUCGAGAGUCUAGGCGGUCGCUGUGUUCAAAUAGUCUGGCUGAAAAGACUUCGAGAAUGUUUGGCCCUUGUGCUUCCUUUUUUUUUUGUAUUCGGUGGGCGGUCUAUAAAUAGUGAGCAGAGACUUCCCUCCAUUGAUGAUUCAUGGUGUGUGGAGGGCACUCCGCUAUUCUUGGGGAUCCGCCGUUUUGUGUCUUUCAAGCCUAUUAACGGCAGGCAGCCGGGCACGGUUACUUGCGUGCCUGCGUAUGAACUGCCAGCUUUGCUGCACAUGUUGCAUGUUUGACAAGAGAUUGUUGUAUACGGUGUAACUUGAAUAGCAUUAACUGAGUUUUCUUAGCUGGCUUUGAAUAGCAUUUAAGUCAUACAUUUGAUUUGUA